GUUCCCCCCCAAUUUCAACACCCAGCACGAGUACACUGCUUGUGAACAAUAUCAGCUACAGUGCAAGUCCUCGCUUUCUCUCAGAUAAUCAAGUGACAAUCACAGUCGCUAGUGACGGGACCUCUGUACUAACAGUGGACUUUUUCACUGACAGUGCUACUGCUGACUUUACACUCCCCAACAGCACAAGACUACUGACUCUACCAAUUCCGCAACUAUUGGGUUCUGUAAUCAGCCAAUCUUUGGUCGAUGCCAUGGGCACGGCAGCAAUAUAUUCAGCAACACAGAUUGUUUUUGCCCUUACACUCUCAAGGGGUAGGAGGAAACUGUUGCGGGCUUUAUUGGACGAUCCUGGAUGUGAUUAUUUCUUGGAUACAGCCUGUACGAUCCCUUGUUGCGCGGAACAUGACAUAUGUUUCAAGGAGAAUAACUGCACUCUCCUUUCGUGGUUGGGUUUUGAAAGUAGCAAUUGUGACAGCUGCAAUGGAGCAGUAUUUUCUUGUCUUCUAUCCUCCGCUUCACUUACGUGCGAACAAUGCCGCGAGAAUACUGCAGCUGGCACUUCUUGCUACGACAGAAGUUGUAACGUCCAGUACGACUGUCCUGGGGCUUGCCCCUGUUUGUCACUCUCAACCCCUCCUGAAGGAUGUUGUAGCUGCGCACCACCCACCUGUGAAACCCCAACCCCUACUCCAACUCCGACCAAGACGGAGUAUCAGGAUUGCAAUUGCACCAAGGACUGUAGCAAUUGUGUUGUCGGCUCUCAGUGCCCUCGCGCGCUGUGUAGAAGUGUGGAGAGCGUGGACAAGGCCCUGGCGCGUGUGGUACACUAAGGCUGCCGUUCAGUGCCGGGAGGAGUUUCGAGAGCGAGCUGAGCAGGGAGACACGGAAGCACAGUGCAACCUGGGCCUGCUGCGACAGCGCGCUUCGGGUGCUGGCAAGAACCACAGGAAGGCCAUCGAAUGGUACCGGAAGGCCGCAGCGCGCGCAUGCCAGUGUGGGGGCGUGUUACGAAGAAGGCACCAGUGUGGGCAAAGACGCGGGGAAGGCCGUCGAAUGGUGCCGAAAGGCUGCAGCGUGGCUGCAGCGCAAGGGCAUGCGGGGGCCCAAGCCAAGCUGGGGAAAUGUUACGAAAGCAGAAUCGGCGUGAAGAAGGACGAGAGAAGGGGCAGUGGUGUGGUCGUGGACGAGGGGAAGGCAGUAGAGUGGUUCCGAAAGGCUGCCGAACAAGGGGAAGCGAGCGCGCAUUACUUUUCGCGGUUGUGUUACACCGGUGGCAUCGGUGUGGACAGGGACGCGGUGAAGCUGGAGCGGAGUGGAUUCGAAAAGCAGCCGAGCAGGAGCAUGCAGCUGCGCGCAGAAUGCCUGCGGGAGGUGCUGUGCUCAAAGGCGGAAGGGCGUCGUCGCGGAGAACGCGAGGAAGGCGGUCCAAUGGUACCGGAAGGCUGCACGGCGCAGGGGGAUGAGGGCGCUCAAGUGCAGUUGGGUCGCUGCUAUCUUCGAGGCGAUCGCGUGAUGCGGGAUGUUGCGCGUGGUGUGGACUGUUUCUGUAAGGCUGCCGAGCAGGGGGACAAGGACGCCCUAUUCGAGAUCGGCGCGUGUUACGAGCGAGGCGUGGGCGAUGCGGCUCGCGGAGCGGAGUGGUUCCGGCGAGCCGCAGAGCAGGGGCACGCGGGCGCGCAGUUCAAUCUCGGCGUCUGCCACGAGCGAGGUGCGGGUGUGAGCAAGGACGAAAAGAAGGCAACUGAGUGGUAUCGAAAGGCCGCCAAAGGGGGAUCAGCGCGGGCGCAGAACAGCCUGGGCGUCUGCUACGGAGCGGGCACGGGUGUGGGCCAGGAUGUGGAAUUUGCGGAGAAGUGGUUUGCGGGGGCUGCUCGGUCGGGCGAUUCGAUGCGAUGUCCAAUAUGCGCAAGCUCUGGGCGAGAGGCCUCGGCAAACGCUGACGUCACGGCGCACACGCCGUUCAACGUCACUUCGGGGGCGACUCCGAGGCUGGCCCUAACGAGCCGGCGGCUCCUUGCAAUCCCGCGCUGA
This is a messenger RNA of Klebsormidium nitens, 2034 nucleotides long. The record is from the annotation of a GenBank genome assembly. Lineage: Eukaryota; Viridiplantae; Streptophyta; Klebsormidiophyceae; Klebsormidiales; Klebsormidiaceae.